AUGCUUCUUGAGCACUUUACAUCCAACCAUUGGUGGGCUGCCGCUCUGGCCAUCAUCGCUUGGUACAUCGUAUCUUCUAUUAUAGCAUGGCAUCGUCUACGUCAUAUACCCGGGCCUUUCUUAGCCAAGUUUUCAUAUUUUUGGCUUGCCCGAUUAGCGCUCAGUGGCAAACAAUACCAGGCUCAUCUUGAGCUCAAUAAGAAAUAUGGCCCUAUAGUCAGGGUCGGCCCCUACGAGGUUUUUACGGAUGAUCUGGAGUUAUUGCGCAGAAUCAACGGCACAAAAAGCUCAUAUGCUAAAGGAGCAUCGUACAGCGGUUCCCGAUUGAAUCCCUGGCAUGAGUCUCUUUUCAUGAUGAGGGACCCGAUAGCCCAUGACAAAAUGAAAGCAAAGCUUAUCUAUGGUUACAGUGGAAAAGAAACAAUGGGUCCGGAAGUUGCUGUUGAUGAGCAGAUCAUGAACCUCAUCCAUCUGAUACAGGAUAAAUAUAUAUCUAAGCCUAAAGAGUUCCGUCCGCUUGUAUGGUCAAAAACCGCAGGCCUCUUUACUUUAGACGUCAUCUCCCGCCUUGCGCUAGGCCAGGAAUUUGGCUGCUUGAACAGAGACGAAGACAUGCACUCUUUCUUCGACACGCUGAACGAUUAUCUGCCUGUUGUUUCGUUAACAACCGACGUUCCAUGGCUUCGGAAUAUUGUCUUCUCUCCCCUCUUUCUCUGGCUGUUUGGUCCGAGUAUCAAAGACAAGAAAGGAAUAGGGAAAAUGAUGGGCCUUACCAAUAAGGUUGUUGAGGAAUUCUACUAUGGUGAUGGCCAAGUCAAGCGGGAUAUGCUCAGUUCAUUCAAGAAGCACGGGUUAAGCAAAGAUGAAUGCGAGAUUGAGUCAAUAUUCAUGUUCGUUGCAGGCUCGGACACCACGGCAUCCGUUCUCAGAGCAGGCAUGCUUCACAUCCUUGCCACACCCCACGUCUAUUCGGCCUUGAAGAAAGAGAUCGCAAACGCUAUCCGUGAAGGAUGGGCUUCGAGACCAAUCAGCAACGCAGAAUCGCUUUUUCUGCCAUAUGUACAGGCUGUUGUAUAUGAGUGUCUUCGAAUACGCUCUGUCUCGACGAACAUGAGUUUCAAGGAGGUUCCAACUGGCGGUGAAUUCCAUAACGGAACAUAUCUCCCUGCAGGCACCAACAUAGGAAUGAAUUUCUCAGGGCUCCUCCGCUCAGAGACCUUGUUUGGCAAGGAUGCUCACAUCUUCAGACCAGAGAGAUUCACGGAGGUUGAUGAUAAGACAAGUGCGAAGCUAAAGCGAGAUGUCGAAUUGACCUUUGGGCUUGGGAGAUGGAGUUGUUUGGGGAAGCCGAUCGCCUUAAUGGAGCUGAAUAAGAUUUUCUUCGAGCUCUUUCGCCACUUCGACUUCCAGCUGGCUGAGCCACAUCAGGCAAUGCAGUUUGACUCGUAUAUGUUGUUUCGUGACAAGGGUUUAGUUCUCAGAGUUACUGAAUCAGACCUUCGAGAUCUGAAGUCAAUAAAGGAGGACAUUUAUUGA
Messenger RNA from Fusarium fujikuroi IMI 58289, 1536 nucleotides. Its product is annotated as related to pisatin demethylase. The record is from RefSeq and is a predicted model, not a curated record. Lineage: Eukaryota; Fungi; Ascomycota; Sordariomycetes; Hypocreales; Nectriaceae. The transcript has 4 exons. Gene Ontology annotation, molecular function: iron ion binding; oxidoreductase activity, acting on paired donors, with incorporation or reduction of molecular oxygen; heme binding. The coding region runs from base 1 to 1536 and encodes 511 amino acids.